AUGUUGGAGGUUGUGGAUCUGCAGCAAGAAGCCGAUGACCAGGCAGAGCCAAUUGAACUUCCCCCUCCGCCUCCUCCUGAACCUCCGCCCGUGCCUCCGCCUCCGCCCCCGCCGCCUGGGCAAUCUCCGGCAAGGGCGCCUGCCAAGCCUUCAGGCCGCAACAGCACGAGAGGCAGCCCUUUCACGGUGAUCACGACGGAUUGUGUGGGAAAGCAUGCGAAGGACUUGUUUUCACAUGUUGCUGCAAGCCUGGGCUGGCGGGAAGUGGACAUCGCAUCAGCAACGGCGGAUGAAAGCAGGAAGCGGCCUGUGAUCUUCUGCGUCAUGCAAACCUCAGACUUACUGAAGCGCUGGUCCCAACUUGGCCCACGGAGCUGGGUGUCGCGAUACUUCGGAGCUCCGGAGUUGUGCGAUAAGGGGAACUUGGCGCGAAUGAUGAGAUCUUGUCAGCGCCUUUGUCCUGAGGGACAUUUCCAAUUCAAUCCACGCACCUGGGUUUUGCCAGAGCAGCUGGAAGAGCUUCGCGGUGUUUUGGAGAAGUCAAAGAGUACCUACAUUGUGAAACCGGAGGAUGGCUCGCAGGGUGACGGCAUUUUCUUGGUGCAAGGUUUGCAUCAGCUGGACAUUAAGCUUUCUGCACAAAGUGGAGCGGCGGUGGUGCAGAAGUACAUCAGCAAACCUUUACUUCUCCAUGGGCUCAAGUUUGACCUUCGCAUGUACGUUUGCCUGGCGGGAGGCUCGUCCACUGCGCCUCCUGCAGCUUGGCUUUGCCGCGAGGGCCUUGCGCGCUUCUGCACGGAGGCUUACGAGCAGCCGUCAAAGAGGAAUAUGCAUCGGUGCAUGGGAGACGGGGCUGAACACUCAGGGAGUUUGGACAUCUGA
Messenger RNA from Symbiodinium sp. CCMP2456, 882 nucleotides. The record is from the annotation of a GenBank genome assembly. Lineage: Eukaryota; Dinophyceae; Suessiales; Symbiodiniaceae.